UCUUUCACUCACCCUUCUCAGCUCUGCUCUCAGCCUCUCACGCCUUCCCAGCCUACUCAGCCCCAGGAAACAUGUCUAGCAAAACCACCGUGAGGACCCAAAGCAGCAGCCGCCGGGGCUUCAGUGCCAGCUCAGCCAGAGUCCCUGGGCUCAGCCGCUCCGGCUUCAGCAGUGUCUCUGUGUGCCGCUCCAGGGGCAGUGGCGGCAUUGGGGCAGCGUAUGGAGGAGCUGGCUUUGGCAGCAGGAGCCUCUAUGGCCUGGGAGGUUCCAAGAGGAUCUCCAUCGGAGGGGGCAGCUGUGCCAUCGGAGGAGGAUAUGGCAGCAGAGUUGGAGGUGGCUUUGGCUUUGGAGGCGGAGCCGGCAGUGGAUUUGGUUAUGGUGGUGGAGUUGGUAGCGGUUUUGGGCUCGGUGGCGGAGCUGGCUUUGGUGGUGGCUAUGGGGGCGCUGGCUUUCCUGUGUGUCCCCCUGGCGGCAUCCAAGAGGUCACCAUCAACCAGAGCCUCCUCACUCCUCUGAACCUGGAAAUCGACCCCACCAUCCAGCGGGUGAGGACGGAGGAGCGUGAGCAGAUCAAGACCCUCAACAACAAGUUCGCCUCCUUCAUCGACAAGGUGCGCUUCCUGGAGCAACAGAACAAGGUCCUGGACACCAAGUGGACCCUGCUCCAGGAGCAGGGCACCAAGACAGUCAGGCAGAACCUGGAGCCUCUGUUUGAGCAGUACAUCAACAACCUCAGGAGGCAGCUGGACUCCAUCCUUGGAGAGAGAGGCCGCCUGGACUCAGAGCUGAGGAACAUGCAGGACACAGUGGAGGACUACAAGCACAAAUAUGAAGAUGAAAUCAACAAGCGCACAGCAGCAGAGAAUGAAUUUGUGACCUUGAAAAAGGAUGUGGAUGCUGCCUACAUGAACAAGACUGAACUGCAAACCAAGGCAGACAGCCUCAUCGAUGAGAUCAACUUCCUGAGAACCUUGUAUGAGGCCGAGCUGGCUCAGAUGCAAACCCACAUCUCAGACACUUCUGUGGUCCUGUCCAUGGAUAACAACCGCAGCUUGGACCUGGACAGCAUCAUUGCUGAAGUCAAGGCCCAGUAUGAGGAGAUCGCUCAGAGAAGCCGGGCUGAGGCUGAGUCCUGGUACCAGACCAAGUAUGAGGAGCUGCAAGUCACAGCGGGCAGACACGGGGACGACCUGCGCAACACCAAGCAGGAAAUCGCUGAGAUCAACCGCAUGAUCCAGAGGCUGAGAUCUGAGAUCGACCACGUCAAGAAGCAGUGCACCAAUCUGCAGGCCGCCAUCGCUGAUGCUGAGCAGCGUGGGGAGCUGGCCCUCAAGGAUGCCAGGAACAAGCUGGAAGGGCUGGAGGAUGCCUUGCAGAAGGCCAAGCAGGACAUGGCCAGGCUGCUCAAGGAGUACCAGGAGCUCAUGAAUGUCAAACUGGCCUUGGACGUCGAGAUCGCCACCUACAGGAAGCUGCUGGAAGGAGAAGAGUGCAGGCUGAAUGGCGAAGGUGUUGGACAGGUCAACAUCUCUGUGACCCAGUCCACCGUCUCCAGCGGCUAUGGCGGUGCCAGCGGCAUGGGCGGUGGCGUAGGCCUGGGGGGAGGCAGCGGCUACUCCUACAGCUCUGGUCACAGCCUUGGAGGUGGCUUCAGUUCUGGCAGUGGCAGAGGCAUCAGCAUUGGAGGCGGCCUGAGCUCUGUUGGGGGCAGCACAUCCUCCAUCAAGUACACCAGCUCCUCCUCCAGCAGGAAAAGCUACAAGCACUGAAGUCCUCAGCUCCUGGAUAGGUGCUUGGCCCUCUGGCUACAGAGCUUCUUCUCAGGCCCUCAUCCUCCCUUGGCCUCUGCUCUGUAGUUAGAGCUGAGAAUGGGCAAGCCCCUACUUUCACUCUUUGUACCCCUUCUUCCAUAGUUGCUGGCCUUCAGAAUCUCAAUCUCUGAUACAACAUUGUGAUUUACUCACGUGUAGGUCCUCACCGUAUUGCUCCGUUAUCAAGGUCUUACCUGUGUUGUGUUAUCACUGAAGUUGAACACUGCAGGGGAAUUAUCUACAACACUUUGCUACCACAAGUCCUUGCUUGAGACUUACUUAAGAACAGGGCAGCUCCCCUUUGGUCUCAGUUGACCAAACAAUACCCCAUCUUUCACAUGUUGUGAGACUGUCUUGCAGUGACUGUGAUAGCACAAGCCCUUCAGUGUAUAGACCUAUAUCCCUGUGAUGCCUUCACUACUCCUUGCUUUCUUGUAACUUUUAAAUAAAGCAAAUUUAUGAUAUAA
Molecule: messenger RNA, 2278 nt
Organism: Chinchilla lanigera (long-tailed chinchilla)
Lineage: Eukaryota; Metazoa; Chordata; Mammalia; Rodentia; Chinchillidae
Gene: Krt6a
Product: keratin 6A, type II
Exons: 9
Coding region: 72-1769 (565 amino acids)
Biological process (GO): intermediate filament organization; keratinization
Cellular component (GO): keratin filament
Molecular function (GO): structural constituent of skin epidermis
Source: RefSeq, a predicted model, not a curated record